Molecule: messenger RNA, 2956 nt
Organism: Sciurus carolinensis (gray squirrel)
Lineage: Eukaryota; Metazoa; Chordata; Mammalia; Rodentia; Sciuridae
Product: sperm mitochondrial-associated cysteine-rich protein
Exons: 2
Coding region: 11-535 (174 amino acids)
Source: RefSeq, a predicted model, not a curated record
CUACAGCUGGAUGGACUUCUCUGUGGGCCUACGCUUGGGGCCUAGGAAAAAGAAGGUUUCCUACCAAGAGCCCCCUACCCACUCUGGUCACGGUGCACCAGCUGCCUCUCCCUGCCUGCCCUGUCCCCCCUCUUCCUGUACCUGCUCCUGCCCUGGCUGUCCCCUUCCCUCCUACUCCUGCACUGCCUGUCCCUCUUACGCAGCUACCUGCCCAUCCUGUCCCAGCCUCCCUGGGCCACCCUGCACCUGCCCUUGCCCUCCUUGCCCUGCCUGUCCUCCCUUGACUUGUCCCCAUACCUCCUGUGUCCCCUGCUCCGGUCCACCCCUGACCUGCUGCCACCCCUCCUCUUGCCCCAUUUACCCUUGUUCCAAGGGCCAAGCUGCCUGUCGAAGUUCCCGGAGUUCCCACCUGGGCUGUAGUGAUAGCUGUGGAUGUAGCCAAGGGACCACAUGGGGGCUUCCAGGCUCCAUUGGUUGCUGUAACUUCUGCCUAAGGAGACAGCGCCCAUCUCAGGGGCGAUGUCUGAUUGUCUAGGUGAACUGCUGCCCUCUGAGAGACGGUGGAGCACUUCUGAAGUUGCUUUCUCAGAUAGGAGCUCUAAGAAGAGUCGGGAGAGGGAUCAGCUGGACCCCUACCCAGGCAAGGAAAGGCAGCAGGCUACACAGAACCCCUCUCCCCCAGGCCUGGGGGACAGGGAGAGUCUGCUUUGAAGAUAGUUUCUGGGCGUGCUCAUGCUGGUUCCAGAACCUCCUCCUCUGCAACUUCUGGAAUGGAAAGUGAAGCGCCCUGACAGCCCCUGAAGGAUAGCCAAAUAGCUCUAAUUGGUGGAGAAAGCCUCUUAUUUAAAGAAGAAAUCCAGCUAAUGUAGAAGGAUUAUGAGGAAAAAGUCACCAUUUUGCAAUUCCCAGUGAAUUAAAGCAAGAAUCAUGUAUGGAUGAAUCAAAGAUGAUGACGGGUGGAGAACUCUGCAAUGGAAGAACCAAGGUGCCACCAUCUGAGUCCGCUGAUGAGUCUUAGCAUCGCUAAAAAGCGACACAACCCGAUGCUGGGGACCUCCUGAUGUGAUAGUCUGAAGCACUCGGCACUGAGGAAGGGUUCUUCCCAAACAAGGAGAAAACCAAGACAAGAAUGAAGAUGAAUCUGAUUAAACUUCCAGAGCUAACUUCCAUUUAAUGGGAAAUUCAGGAGAUGGAAGUCCAUGAGAAAUGACACAUGAGGAAGUAAGCAGACACACCCAAAAUGUGGGACAUUCUAAAGGAAAUCUGACCCAGUUUCCUUAAGUAGUCAAUGGCUUAUGCCGGGAGAGUGAGAAGGGACUUAAAAAGACAACUAUAGGGCUGAAGUGUAGCUUGUAGUGGUAGAGGCCUUGCUUAGUAUGUGUGUGAGGCCCUGGGUUAAUCCCUAGCACCACACACACACACACACACACAAAAGACUCGCUACUUACACAGAACACACAGAACAUAUGAAUUUCUUUCAGUUCAUGAUUUGUAAAGCCAACUAUAAAAAUACAUUUUCAGGGCUGGGGAUAUUGCUCAGUAGUAGAGCACCUGCCUAGCCUACCAUGUGUGAGGCACUGGGUUUGAUUCUCAGUACCACAUAUAAAUAAAUGAAUAAAAUAAAGGUCCAUCAACAACUAAAAAUUUUUUUAAAAAAAUACAUUUUCAGACAGUUGGAAACAUUUACUUGUGGACUGGGUAUUUAUGAUGCCAAGGAGUCAGUGCUAAUUUUGCUAGUUGUAAAAACGGUCCUGAAAAAAAAUGGCCCUGAAGUUAUAUAAGAAAAGGUCCUUAUUUCCUAGAGACAGAUGCUGAUGUAUGGAGUAAAGCAACUUCUUUAAUUUUAAAUAUUUCAGAAGAGAAUUAAGGACAGAAAGAAAAGAGUGGAAGGAAUAAAAAGUGACAAAAUUCGUAACUGUUGAAUUAAGUAUAUGUGGGUUCACAGAACAAUGCUAUCUUUGUAUGUGUUUCAAACAUUUUCAUAAUAAAAGUUUUAAAUGAAGUUCCUCUGUAAGCCUGGUUUCCAAUAACUCCCAGAGUGUCCUUCCCAAAUAUCCUGAGAUCCAGGACUCCCCCCAUGGUUCCUUACAUACAGGUCCUAGCCCUCCCUUCCCACCAUCAGAAGUAUGUCCUAGAGAUGGACUGUAGGGCUGGGGAUAUAGCUCAGUUGGUAGAGUUCUUGCUUUGCAAGUAGAAGGCCCUGGGUUCAAUCCCCAGCACCAUACCCUUUCAGUCCUCCACACACAAUUUCCCAUUAGGAUUUUUCCCAACUAUGCCUCACAGCUCUGAGGGGCCAGGACAACCUUAAAUAUUCCACAAAUAUUUUGAUUAUGUAUUACAGUAAACUAAGAUAAUCCAGAAUAAUAUAAUCUUGCUUUUGGUCUCUGUUAAAUGCUUCUAAGCAAAAUGCAAUAUGAUAAUGGUAGAAAAUUGGUCUCUGCCCUGUGAAACAGAAAGCAAAAAAUGAAAAGUCAUCCUAUUAUAUUCAUUAUCUUUAUCCGGGACAAUCUCCAUAUCCAAAGAAAAGACCAUCUAGAAAUUAGAAACAUGUCAUGAGUUCAAAAGGCUGAUUCUCAGCAAUAGGAUGGAGGGCACUCAGUUCCCAAUUCCCCCAGUAACUGAGUGACCUUGGAGAAGUCAUGAGUUUAUAUUAAUAUUUCUGGAUGAGAGCCUGGGAAUAAUAACCCCUUUCUACGCUUUCUGUCAGUAGUUUGACAGCUAGUAGUGAAGAUACUUUGGGAUUUGUAAGAUAUUAAUCAGAUGUUUAUCCUAAGAAAGUUUUUCUCAGGAUGUCAUCCCUGACCCUUGCAUACUACAAUCUCCAAGCAUUAGUAUUAACAAAACCAACAUUUACUGAUCACUAUGCAGGUAGCUAGGCUCGUUUAAUUUUCUCAGAAACCAAGUGAGCACAGAAUUAGAAAGAUCUGGGUUCCAGUUCCUACUUUACCUCUUACCA